AUAUAUAUUUAUAAAGCGCCAUGGGAUCCCGUCAACGCCGCUGUACUUUCGUACCGUCUGCGCACACAGGAAGGAAAAUUUUGUUCUCCGUUCAUCAUCAAUGGCCGAGAUUGAACUGAAGACUGCUCCAGCUGAUUUUCGAUUCCCUACAACAAACCAGACUAGGCAUUGUUUCACACGCUACGUUGAGUUUCACAGGUGCGUGGGUGCUAAAGGUGAGGAUUCUGGUGACUGUGAGAAAUUCGCUAGGUACUAUCGGGCACUUUGCCCAGGUGAAUGGGUUGAAAAAUGGAAUGAACAGAGGGAGAAUGGGACUUUCCCAGGGCCACUUUAACUUGAUGUGGAUUUAGACAAUGCUCAUCUUCUUCUGAAAUUUGGCAUUUUGGUUUCCUUUUGAAUGUCAAUGGAUUAAUAAGCAUUCUUGGACUGUCUUCUUAGAAACCUCUCUCUCAUUGUUUCUGAAAAGCUUUCUUGGUUUGGGAGUUCUAAAACAGUUCAAUGUUGUUGCUCUCUUUUCUCAGAACUAUUGGCUUCUAGUAUAUAAAGAUUCUUUGUUUUUGUUUUC
Ipomoea nil (Japanese morning glory) is the source of this 565-nucleotide messenger RNA. Its product is annotated as cytochrome c oxidase subunit 6b-2. The record is from RefSeq and is a predicted model, not a curated record. The transcript is spliced from 4 exons. Lineage: Eukaryota; Viridiplantae; Streptophyta; Magnoliopsida; Solanales; Convolvulaceae. Gene Ontology annotation, cellular component: mitochondrion; respiratory chain complex IV. Bases 101 to 334 code for a protein of 77 amino acids.